AGAAACAGGAUUGGCCAUUGCACAAAUUGGAGUGUUCUGCCAUGUGCGUGUUUGGACAGAACUGGAAUCCCUCUGAGACAGUCAGACUCACAGCAAGAAUUCUUGCCAAACAGAAAACACACCUGGAAAGGACUGAGUCAGAGAAACUCCUUUCUAUAAAAGAAUUUGAAUCCCAUCUUGAUAAGCUUGACAGUGAAAAGAAGGAGCUGAUUCAGAAUGACAUCUCUGCUCUUCACCACUUUUAUUCGAAGCACAUAGAAUACCCUGACAAUGCGGCUCUGGUGGUUCUUUUUGGACAGGUUAACUGUAAUGGCUUCACAAUUGAAGAUGAAGAACUGUCACACUUGGGAUCAGCAAUAUUUCCUGAUGUGGCACUUAUGAACCACAGUUGUUGCCCCAAUGUGAUUGUUACCUACAAAGGGACAGUGGCUGAAGUCAGAGCGGUUCAAGAGAUUGAAGCAGGAGAUGAGAUUUUUACCAGUUACAUUGACUUAUUAUAUCCAACAGAAGAUAGGAAUGAUCGAUUAAGAGAUUCCUAUUUCUUUACCUGUGAUUGCAGGGAAUGCUUUACUAAAGAAAAGGACAAAGAUAAAUUGGAAAUCCGUAAACUGAACGAGCCUCUGUCAGCAGAGGCCGUGCGAGAUAUGAUCAGAUAUGCCAGAAAUGUGAUUGAGGAAUUCAGGAGGGCCAAACAUUACAAAUCCCCAGGUGAACUCCUGGAGGUUUGUGAGCUCAGUCUGGACAAGAUGGGUUCCGUGUUUGCAGACAGUAAUGUUUACAUGUUGCAUAUGAUGUAUCAGGCCAUGGGAGUUUGUCUAUACAUGCAAGACUGGGAGGGUGCUUUGCGCUACGGGCAGAAGAUUAUUAAGCCAUACAGUAAGCACUAUCCUUCUUAUUCCCUCAAUGUGGCAUCUAUGUGGCUAAAAUUGGGAAGACUUUACAUGGGCUUGGAAAACAGACCAGCUGGUGUUAAGGCUCUUAAGAAGGCAAUCGCUAUCAUGGAGAUAGCGCAUGGGAAAGAUCAUCCAUACGUUAUAGAGAUCAAAAAGGAAUUAGAGGCCCACUGAGUCUUUGAAUCUAUGUAAUCCUUCAACCUUUCUUUAAAAGCCUUGCUAUGGAAACUUCAGGAGUGCUUUGAAAAUUGAUGUGGAAUGAAAGCUUUUCUGUAAAAUAAUUGGAAUGACAAACAUGUGGUGCAUUUGGGCCUUGCCUCUUCCAUUCUCUGAGGUUUAUGUGAAAUAUCUUAAGCCUUGAUAAAUUAAUUCUAAAUGCCUUUUCCUCCCUAAGAAAAUGCCAUGGUUUCACACAGCUAAUGCCUUUGAUUGAUCAUGUGCAGAAAUGACCAGUUCUUUUCUCAACUGAUUUUAAUGUAUUGUGUAUCUUAUGCAAAACAACUAAUUAAAUUUGGACAACCCUGCUUGACCCUG
Messenger RNA from Python bivittatus (Burmese python), 1427 nucleotides. Lineage: Eukaryota; Metazoa; Chordata; Lepidosauria; Squamata; Pythonidae. The record is from RefSeq and is a predicted model, not a curated record.